Messenger RNA from Penicillium maclennaniae, 810 nucleotides. RefSeq names its product putative transcription factor RfeG. The coding region runs from base 1 to 810 and encodes 269 amino acids. Lineage: Eukaryota; Fungi; Ascomycota; Eurotiomycetes; Eurotiales; Aspergillaceae. The record is from RefSeq and is a predicted model, not a curated record. The transcript has 3 exons.
AUGACAGGCCGUCAGAAUGAAUACUUUAUCCCCGGCGAUGGAAUCAGCCGCGAAGUCAUCCAAGCAGAUAUCUGCCGCUACCUGGGGAACGACGCGCUCGUGAGACCCGGCAACCAUGGUGGUCGACAAGGGUUUUUCAUCCGGGCUUAUCGAAAUCUCACAUCUGAGAUGAUUGCUGAUAUCAAGGCCGAUUCGGCCCGCUGGGAAGCUGAUGUCUCGCGACGGGCUGACUUAGGCUAUCCGAGAGGUAGUUACAAUCAAGAUGUUAACCCAUCUCAUGCCCCUAACAAUCACUCAGCGAACUAUGCCACAUCUGCCAUUCAUGACGUUCGCCAGCAACCGGGGCCAUCCCCUCCCACAUUCAGUGCCGCUCCGGCACAACAGCCAUAUAUGGAUCAAUAUUCCCAAAGUCCAUACAGCGGAUCCCAGAAUGCUCCCUACAGCAACCCUCCUUCCUACACUUCCACUCACUCGCCCUACGGAGCAGGCCAGGCUCCUUACCCUCCACCCCAGGCCUCCUACUCUGGAUCCUCUCAGCCUGUUGUGACGGCUGCUGAUAUGCAUCCUGCUUCCUACACCUACUCCGCCGCUGGUGGCUAUGGUUACGAGGGCGGUGGCCGAAAUGCGCCCAGAUACCCGGGACCAGGCUAUGAUGACCAGUCGGACUAUUCUCCCGUGACCUCGGGGAUGGCAUACCCUACCACUACUGCCCCAGAUCCCCGGAUAGGAAUGGAGCCGAGAUAUACUCCGGAAUACGAGCGCAGUAGGCCGCAACCCACCCGAGAGCGCGAUCCUCACCGUCGGCGGUAA